Messenger RNA from Thecamonas trahens ATCC 50062, 3102 nucleotides. RefSeq lists its product as uncharacterized. The record is from RefSeq and is a predicted model, not a curated record. The transcript has 2 exons. Lineage: Eukaryota; Apusomonadida; Apusomonadidae. Bases 1 to 3102 code for a protein of 1033 amino acids.
AUGUCGGGAACAUCUUUCCCGCAUUGUGUGGUGCUCCUUCUGGACGUGGCCCCGCUCCUCACGCAGUCCACUUCGCCUGAUACAUGGACUGCAUCUGCGUCACGGUCCCUCCACACCCUCCUGGCGACGGCAGCUGGUGCCGAGCCCCCGGCGCUGUCGGCUCGCCCACCCACGUUUGCCCUCCGCUGCUUCUCCUCGGCGCACUCGUCGUCGUCCACCCUCAAGGUCCGCUUGCAGAGUCUGUCGCCGACGUCGCUGGCCGAGUUGGACGCCCUGCUCGACUCGAUUGUGGCGCUGUGUGCGGAUGGCGGCGGACGGCUGGCAAAGGCACCGGCUGACGAGGUGCCUGCUGCCGGCGGCCUGCCGCUGGUGGCGUCUGCGUUGCGAUCGGCAGCAGCGGUGGCGACACAACGGAGAAAGGUGCUGCCGCCGAUAGUGGUCAUCCAGCGGGCGCUGACCCAGCUGCUCGCCGACGUUGCCUGGUCGCACGUGGUCCUCUCGUCAGACACAGCCACACGCAAGGUCAUCUACCUCCUCUCACCGGCGCCGGCUUCGGAGGCUGACAUGGUCGCGUUUGCCACCGGUCGACGGCCGGCGCCAGUGCGGGACACAAGCAGCAAAGGUAGUUGCCCCAACGACGACGAGCUCGCCGGAUCGGCCCUCUUCAAGACCAUGAUCAACGAGGCACGCGGCGCAAGCGCACUGAGCGCAGCGUCGCGCGAAGCCGUCGACCCGGUUGUUCUGGCGGACGCUGUCGAGCUAAUGUCGACAGGUUUUGGCUCGGCACGUCGCGGGCUGGGCAAAUCGCUCGCCGACGCAGGUAUCGCCUGUCAUUGGAUCGAUACGGGUGAGGAGAAGCCAGGCCCGAGCGUCGCUUCACGGCUCGCCCGCCUCAUGGCCAGCAUAGGUGGGGCUGUCGUGCACCACACCCAUCUCGCGCCGCGUGCCGGCGUGCCGGCGCUCCCAGACUCGGUCCGGAUCCCUGCGCUUCUCCGCGGGCCGUCCGGAAAGACCGCACAGCUGUCGCUGACGUCGCGGAACGGGCUCGCCACGCAAGCCACCCUCACGCACCUCUACCCGGGCUGCGUCUCCCCGAUGGCGCUGGCAUCGGACGAACUCGUAGCGUCGGCAACUUUUCCCCUGGCGGCCUUUCCGCGGUCGUUUGUCCUUAUGCCGCACCAGGUAUACGCGCUCACGGCUGUUGAGCCUGGCGCGAUUGCCACCGACCAGCUCACACUCUUUGACGUUUUCAACGUGGGCGAGAUGGUGGUCGUUCCGUUGGCCCCGACUUCAGGCAUCGGGUUUCUCAUCGAGCCCAGCUGCGCGAUCGGCGACGACGCGAUGACGGCCCAAUCCGGACCGCCCGGCCUGGAAUUUCAGCGGUGGAUGGUCGAGCCGUGGGUGAACGAGCACGCGCUCGUUGCUUCGCCAAACUCGGAGCUGUGCGCGCGAGCAGCAGCGGUGGCUCGAGCCGCCGAGGACGAGCGUCCACUCGACCGUGAUGCCGCGGCAUCAGACGCAGUCCGCAAGCAGUUUCUUCUCCGCUACGAGCGGCUGCUCUACGAAGACCGCCUGGCAGCACAGACGAGCGCCGACGCCGCAGUCGCCCCGAGGCAGGACGCAGCUGGCGGAAGCGAGGUGUCAGUCGAGCACAAAGGCGAGCUCGAUCCCCACAGCGCGUAUCUCAUGGCUGUCGACGAGGGCGAGCGGCCGGUCACGUGGUUCACCUCGCACUGGAUGGGCGAGGCGCUCGGCAACUCGGCCGGGCCGGCCGAGUACGCUGAGCUCACGGAGCUGGUCCGGAGCUCGGUGCUGGUCACGACUCAGGAGCUCGUCCAGCACUACUCGGACCGGACCCGGAAGCAGCGCAAGAUCCGCGAGGCGCAAAUCCAGAUUGUUCUCCGGCUCCAUCUCGGUUCGUUCAACCCGCAUGUCUCACGCGACGACCCACUGCCGGCGGACCAGCUGGACGAGCUCGCCGACAUGCUUGGCGCCAUCUCGUUUCUGCUCAUCUUUCCGGACAAGCGGCCAUGGGAAGCGUUCAUUGCCCUCCUCUGCGAGCGCUACGGUGCCCUGCUUCCGCGGACCCUGCACGCACUCUUCCGCGAGGACGCGUACUUUCGCGAGUCGCUCGCGCACACCCUGCCAGCGACGUCGGCCUCGGCACGGGCGUCGCUCGUCUCGUCGGUGGCGACCGCCGCCGACGCCCGCAUGGCAGGCGACAAAAGGCUCGCAACCAUCCGGCUCGCCUCCGGCCGGCGCGAGCACGGCUCGGACGUCCCGGCAAGCGCGUAUCCGAGCUCGAUCCCGAUGGAGGCGCUCAACAGAUUCACGCUUGGUCUCGGCAACAUGAACAGGCUCUUCCGUGAGGUCGUGGUCCCGACCAAGGGCAAGAACAAGAGCAAGAGUAAGGCCAAGAGCAAGGCCAAGGUCAAGGCAAGAGCCAAGAACAAGGACAAGGACAGGGGCAAGGGCAAGGGUAAGGCCAAGGCCAAAGCCAAGCGGCGCACGGAUCGCGCGGCUGCGGCGGAAGCGGAAGCGGCGGCGGCCAGCGCCAAGGCACCGUCGCUGGCGGUCGAGGCGAACCGGCUGCUGGCGGCCGGGCGGCACUCGUCAACGUCGGCGUCACUGGCACAGGCGCGAGCGCUCGCGCCGAUGGUUGUGGCUGUGCCCGAGUCGCCGCCGAAGCGGCCAAGGCGGAGGUUGUCAGCUGCCGGCGUCGGCGACGUCGGCAGCAGCGGCAACGACGGCCUGGAUCUGCUGUCGGCGACAAGCGAUGCCAGUUCGGGCGGGCGUCGGGCCGGCAUCCAGGGUAUUGGCAAGCGACGGCGUGACGACGAGGCUCAAGCAGCCAAUUUGGCGCCACCGGUCGUAGCCGGAUACAUUGUGCGGCAGCCGCCAACAGCGCCAGUUGCCCCGCGAGGCAGCUCGCGGGUCCUUUUCAUCCCCGAGUCGCCGAUCAAGAAGCGUCGAAAGGGCAAUGCGCCGAAGCUCGGAAGGGAGACGAGGCUCUCGCAGGAAGCAGCAGGCUGCGGUCCUACGCCUAUCCCCUCGCAGCCGCUCUCGUCGUCGAGCGGCUCUGUCUCGGCCUCGCCGCCGUGA